AUGAAUCGUACCACACUGGAUGACAUUGUUCACAAAAGCGAUUACUUUGGUUCAACGAUCGGAAGGAAUGCAUUCCGUAUAGCGAAUGGUCAGUUUACGCUGAAUGGAACUCAUUACCAAUUGGCCACAAACAGUGGGUCAAAUCACAACCAUGGAGGUAGAAUCGGCUUCGACAAGUGCAUGUGGGAUGCAGAGAUAACAACGCACGCCGACCGAGUGUCCAUCACGUUCUCUCGCUAUUCUGCAGACAAGGAAGAGGGCUAUCCGGGCGCACUUCACGUCAGAGCCACCUACUCCAUCACCUCUUCCAACGAGCUUGAUAUGGUGUUUGAGGCUUCAGGCAACGAGAUUCCAACGAUCGUCAACAUGACAAACCACGCCUACUGGAAUCUCUCGGGCAACUGCAAACGUCCCGUCAACAAUCAUAAACUCUGCAUCGAUUCGGAUUUCUAUCUGGAUGGAGAAAACAUGAUUCCAAACGAGACUCCCAUCCCCGUCAAAGACACGCUCAUGGACUUCACCACGUUGAAAUCACUCUCUCCGGCGAUCGAUCGGGUCGAUGGAGGAGGUCGACCAGGAAUUGAUCAUGCCUUCUGUCUUCGCGGAUAUUCCAACGACAUCGACAACAAGACACUGCGGAAUGUUGCGCGGUAUGUGAAUGAAUUGAAAUGCAUGGUAGAUUGGUGGAGGAAGAGAGUGGACGAUGCGUUGACGUUUCCACGACGGAGUGUGCCUUGA
Molecule: messenger RNA, 738 nt
Organism: Blastocystis hominis
Lineage: Eukaryota; Bigyra; Opalinata; Blastocystidae
Exons: 4
Coding region: 1-738 (245 amino acids)
Biological process (GO): glucose metabolic process; beta-D-galactose catabolic process via UDP-galactose, Leloir pathway
Molecular function (GO): carbohydrate binding; aldose 1-epimerase activity
Source: RefSeq, a predicted model, not a curated record